AUGUCUCCGAAAAUCUCUGAAGCUCAGGAACGUCGGUCUCAAGCUGACGAACGUCUGUCUGAAACUGAGGAACGUCGGUCUGAAGCUGAGGAACAUCGGUCUGAAACUGAGGAACGUCGGUCUGAAGCUGAGGAACGUCGGUCUCAAGCUGACGAACGUCGGUCUGAAACUGAGGAACGUCGGUCUCAGGCUGACAAACGUCGGUCUGAAACUGAGGAACGUCGGUCUGAAGCUGAGGAACGUCGGUCUCAGGCUGACGAACGUCGGUCUCAGGCCGAGGAACGUCGGUCUGAAGCUGAGGAACGUCGGUCUCAAGCUGACGAACGUCGGUCUGAAACUGAGGAACGUCGGUCUCAGGCUGACGAACGUCGGUCUCAAGCUGACGAACGUCGGUCUGAAACUGAGGAACGUCGGUCUGAAGCUGAGGAACGUCGGUCUGAAGCUGAGGAACGUCGGUCUCAAGCUGACGAACGUCGGUCUGAAACUGAGGAACGUCGGUCUGAAGCUGAGGAACGUCAGUCUCAGGCUGAGGAACGUCGGUCUCAGGCUGAAAAAUGUCGGUCUCAGGCUGACGAACGUCGGUCUCAGGCUGAGGAAAGUCGGUCUGAAGCUGAGGAACGUCGGUCUCAGGCUGAGGAAAGUCGGUCUGAAGCUGAGGAACGUCGGUCUCAAGCUGAGGAACGUCGGUCUCAAGCUGACGAACGUCGGUCUGAAACUGAGGAACGUCGGUCUCAGGCUGACGAACGUCGGUCUCAAGCUGACGAACGUCGGUCUGAAACUGAGGAACGUCGGUCUGAAGUUGAGGAACGUCGGUCUGAAGCUGAGGAAAGUCGGUCUGAAACUGAGGAACAUCGGUCUGAAGCUGAGGAACGUCGGUCUCAGGCCGAGGAACGUCGGUCUGAAGCUGAGGAAUGUCGGUCUGAAACUGAGGAACGUCGGUCUGAAGUUGAGGAACGUCGGUCUGAAGCUGAGGAACCUCAGUCUCAGGCUGAGGAACGUCAGUCUCAGGCUGAGGAACGUCAGUCUCAGGCUGACGAACGUCGGUCUCAGGCUGAGGAAAGUCGGUCUGAAACUGAGGAACAUCGGUCUGAAGCUGAGGAACGUCGGUCUCAGGCCGAGGAACGUCGGUCUGAAGCUGAGGAAUGUCGGUCUGAAACUGAGGAACGUCGGUCUGAAGCUGAGGAACGUCGGUCUCAAGCUGACGAACGUCGGUCUGAAACUGAGGAACGUCGGUCUCAGGCUGACAAACGUCGGUCUGAAACUGAGGAACGUCGGUCUGAAGCUGAGGAACGUCGGUCUCAGGCUGAGGAACGUCGGUCUGAAACUGAGGAACGUCGGUCUGAAGCUGAGGAACGUCGGUCUCAGGCCGAGGAACGUCGGUCUCAAGCUGAGGAACGUCGGUCUGAAACUGAGGAACGUCGGUCUCAAGCUGAGGAACGUCGGUCUGAAGCUGAGGAACGUCGGUCUCAAGCUGACGAACGUCGGUCUGAAACUGAGGAACGUCGGUCUCAGGCUGAGGAACGUUGGUCUGAAGCUGAGGAACGUCGGUCUCAGGCUGAGGAACGUCGGUGUAAAGCUGAGGAACGUCGGUCUAAACCUGAGGAACAUCAGUCUCAGUCUGACAAACGUCGGUCUAAAGCUGAGGAACCUCAGUCUCAGGCUGAGGAACGUCAGUCUCAGGCUGAGGAACGUCGGUCUCAGUCUGACGGACGUCGGUCUGAAACUGAGGAACGUCGGUCUCAGGCCAAGGAACGUUGGUCUAAAGCUGAGAAACAUCAGUCUCAGGCUGAGGAAUGUCGGUCUCAGGCUGAGGAACGUCAGUCUAAAGCUGAGGAACCUCAGUCUCAGGCUGAGGAACGUCGGUCUCAGGCUGAGGAACAUCAGUCUCAGGCUGAGGAACGUCGGUCUCAGGCUGAGGAACGUCGGUCUCAGGCUGAGGAACGUCGGUCUGAAACUGAGGAACGUCGGUCUCAGGCUGAGGAACGUCGGUCUGAAGCUGAGGAACGUCGGUCUAAAGCUGAGGAACCUCAGUCUCAGGCUGAGGAACGUCAGUCUCAGGCUGAGGAACGUCAGUCUCAGGCUGAGGAACAUCUGUCUCAGGCUGAGGAACGUCGGUCUCAGGCUGAGGAACGUCGGUCUCAGGCUGAGGAACGUCGGUGUAAAGCUGAGGAACGUCGGUCUAAAGCUGAGGAACAUCAGUCUCAGUCUGACAAACGUCGGUCUAAAGCUGAGGAACCUCAGUCUCAGGCUGAGGAACGUCAGUCUCAGGCUGAGGAACGUCGGUCUCAGGCUGAGGAACGUCGGUCUCUGUCUGACGAACGUCGGUCUGAAACUGAGGAACAUCAGUCUCAGUCUGACGAACGUCGGUCUGAAACUGAGGAACGUUGGUCUCAGGCUGAGGAACGUCAGUCUCAGGCUGAGGAACGUCGGUCUCAGGCUGAGGAACGUCGGUCUCUGUCUGACGAACGUCGGUCUGAAACUGAGGAACAUCAGUCUCAGGCUGAGGAAAGUCGGUCUCAGGCUGAGGAAUGUCGGUCUCAGGCUGACGAACGUCGGUCUCAGGCUGAGGAAAGUCGGUCUGAAGCUGAGGAACGUCGGUCUCAGGCUGAGGAAAGUCGAUCUGAAGCUGAGGAACGUCGGUCUCAAGCUGAGGAACGUCGGUCUCAAGCUGACGAACGUCGGUCUGAAUCUGAGGAACGUCGGUCUCAGGCUGACGAACGUCGGUCUCAAGCUGACGAACGUCGGUCUGAAACUGAGGAACGUCGGUCUGAAGUUGAGGAACGUCGGUCUCAGGCUGAGGAAAGUCGGUCUGAAACUGAGGAACAUCGGUCUGAAGCUGAGGAACGUCGGUCUCAGGCCGAGGAACGUCGGUCUGAAGCUGAGGAAUGUCGGUCUGAAACUGAGGAACGUCGGUCUGAAGUUGAGGAACGUCGGUCUGAAGCUGAGGAACCUCAGUCUCAGGCUGAGGAACGUCAGUCUCAGGCUGAGGAACGUCAGUCUCAGGCUGACGAACGUCGGUCUCAGGCUGACGAACGUCGGUCUGAAACUGAGGAACAUCGGUCUGAAGCUGAGGAACGUCGGUCUCAGGCCGAGGAACGUCGGUCUGAAGCUGAGGAAUGUCGGUCUGAAACUGAGGAACGUCGGUCUGAAGCUGAGGAACGUCGGUCUCAAGCUGACGAACGUCGGUCUGAAACUGAGGAACGUCGGUCUCAGGCUGACAAACGUCGGUCUGAAACUGAGGAACGUCGGUCUGAAGCUGAGGAACGUCGGUCUCAGGCUGACGAACGUCGGUCUGAAACUGAGGAACGUCGGUCUGAAGCUGAGGAACGUCGGUCUCAGGCCGAGGAACGUCGGUCUCAAGCUGACGAACGUCGGUGUGAAACUGAGGAACGUCGGUCUGAAGCUGAGGAACGUCGGUCUGAAGCUGAGGAACGUCGGUCUCAAGCUGACGAACGUCGGUCUGAAACUGAGGAACGUCGGUCUCAGGCUGAGGAACGUGGGUCUGAAGCUGAGGAACGUCGGUCUCAGGCUGAGGAACGUCGGUGUAAAGCUGAGGAACGUCGGUCUAAACCUGAGGAACAUCAGUCUCAGUCUGACAAACGUCGGUCUAAAGCUGAGGAACCUCAGUCUCAGGCUGAGGAACGUCGGUCUCAGGCUGAGGAACGUCGGUCUCAGUCUGACGGACGUCGGUCUGAAACUGAGGAACGUCGGUCUCAGGCCAAGGAACGUUGGUCUAAAGCUGAGAAACAUCAGUCUCAGGCUGAGGAAUGUCGGUCUCAGGCUGAGGAACGUCAGUCUAAAGCUGAGGAACCUCAGUCUCAGGCUGAGGAACGUCGGUCUAAAGCUGAGGAACAUCAGUCUCAGGCUGAGGAACGUCGGUCUCAGGCUGAGGAACGUCGGUCUCAGGCUGAGGAACGUCGGUCUGAAGCUGAGGAACGUCGGUCUCAGGCUGAGGAACGUCGGUGUAAAGCUGAGGAACGUCGGUCUAAAGCUGAGGAACCUCAGUCUCAGGCUGAGGAACGUCAGUCUCAGGCUGAGGAACGUCAGUCUCAGGCUGAGGAACAUCAGUCUCAGGCUGAGGAACGUCGGUCUCAGGCUGAGGAACGUCGGUCUCAGGCUGAGGAACGUCGGUGUAAAGCUGAGGAACGUCGGUCUAAAGCUGAGGAACAUCAGUCUCAGUCUGACAAACGUCGGUCUAAAGCUGAGGAACCUCAGUCUCAGGCUGAGGAACGUCAGUCUCAGGCUGAGGAACGUCGGUCUCAGGCUGAGGAACGUCGGUCUCUGUCUGACGAACGUCGGUCUGAAACUGAGGAACAUCAGUCUCAGUCUGACGAACGUCGGUCUGAAACUGAGGAACGUUGGUCUCAGGCUGAGGAACGUCAGUCUCAGGCUGAGGAACGUCGGUCUCAGGCUGAGGAACGUCGGUCUCAGGCUGACGAACGUCGGUCUGAAACUGAGGAACAUCAGUCUCAGUCUGACGAACGUCGGUCUAAAGCUGAGGAACAUCAGUCUCAGUCUGACAAACGUCGGUCUAAAGCUGAGGAACCUCAGUCUCAGGCUGAGGAACGUCAGUCUCAGGCUGAGGAACGUCGGUCUCAGGCUGAGGAACGUCGGUCUCAGUCUGACGAACGUCGGUCUGAAACUGAGGAACGUUGGUCUCAGGCUGAGGAACGUCGGUCUAAAUCUGAGGAACAUCAGUCUCAGGCUGAGGAACGUCGGUCUCAGGCUGAGGAACGUCGGUCUAAAGCUGAGGAACAUCAGUCUCAGUCUGACAAACGUCGGUCUAAUGCUGAGGAACGUCGGUCUAAAGCUGAGGAACGUCAGUCUCAGGCUGAGGAACAUCAGUCUCAGGCUGAGGAACGUCGGUCUCAGGCUGAGGAACGUCGGUCUCAGGCUGAGGAACAUCAGUCUCAGGCUGAGGAACAUCAGUCUCAGGCUGAGGAACGUCGGUCUCAGGCUGAGGAACAUCAGUCUCAGGCUGAGGAACAUCGGUCUCAAAAUGAAGAACGUCGGUCUCAGGCUGAGGAACGUCGGUCUCAGGCUGAGGAACGUCGGUGUAAAGCUGAGGAUCGUCGGUCUAAAGCUGAGGAACAUCAGUCUCAGUCUGACAAACGUCGGUCUAAAGCUGAGGAACCUCAGUCUCAGGCUGAGGAACGUCAGUCUCAGGCUGAGGAACGUCGGUCUCAGUCUGACGAACGUCGGUCUGAAACUGAGGAACAUCAGUCUCAGUCUGACGAACGUCGGUCUAAAGCUGAGGAACGUCAGUCUCAGGCUGAGGAACGUCGGUCUCAGGCUGAGGAACGUCGGUCUCAGGCUGAGGAACGUCGGUCUGAAACUGAGGAACAUCAGUCUCAGUCUGACGAACGUCGGUCUGAAACUGAGGAACGUUGGUCUCAGGCUGAGGAACGUCAGUCUCAGGCUGAGGAACGUCGGUCUCAGGCUGAGGAACGUCGGUCUCUGUCUGACGAACGUCGGUCUGAAACUGAGGAACAUCAGUCUCAGUCUGACGAACGUCGGUCUAAAGCUGAGGAACAUCAGUCUCAGUCUGACAAACGUCGGUCUAAAGCUGAGGAACCUCAGUCUCAGGCUGAGGAACGUCAGUCUCAGGCUGAGGAACGUCGGUCUCAGGCUGAGGAACGUCGGUCUCAGUCUGACGAACGUCGGUCUGAAACUGAGGAACGUUGGUCUCAGGCUGAGGAACGUCGGUCUAAAUCUGAGGAACAUCAGUCUCAGGCUGAGGAACGUCGGUCUCAGGCUGAGGAACGUCGGUCUAAAGCUGAGGAACAUCAGUCUCAGUCUGACAAACGUCGGUCUAAAGCUGAGGAACGUCGGUCUAAAGCUGAGGAACGUCAGUCUCAGGCUGAGGAACAUCAGUCUCAGGCUGAGGAACGUCGGUCUCAGGCUGAGGAACAUCAGUCUCAGGCUGAGGAACAUCAGUCUCAGGCUGAGGAACGUCGGUCUCAGGCUGAGGAACAUCAGUCUCAGGCUGAGGAACAUCGGUCUCAAAAUGAAGAACGUCGGUCUCAGGCUGAGGAACGUCGGUCUCAGGCUGAGGAACGUCGGUGUAAAGCUGAGGAUCGUCGGUCUAAAGCUGAGGAACAUCAGUCUCAGUCUGACAAACGUCGGUCUAAAGCUGAGGAACCUCAGUCUCAGGCUGAGGAACGUCAGUCUCAGGCUGAGGAACGUCGGUCUCAGUCUGACGAACGUCGGUCUGAAACUGAGGAACAUCAGUCUCAGUCUGACAAACGUCGGUCUAAAGCUGAGGAACCUCAGUCUCAGGCUGAGGAACGUCAGUCUCAGGCUGAGGAACGUCGGUCUCAGUCUGACGAACGUCGGUCUGAAACUGAGGAACGUCGGUCUCAGGCUGAGGAACGUCGGUCUAAAGCUGAGGAACAUCAGUCUCAGGCUGAGGAACGUCGGUCUCAGGCUGAGGAACGUCGGUCUAAAGCUGAGGAACAUCAGUCUCAGUCUGACAAAUGCGGUCUAAAGCUGAGGAACGUCGGUCUAAAGCUGAGGAACGUCAGUCUCAGGCUGAGGAACAUCAGUCUCAGGCUGAGGAACGUCGGUCUCAGGCUGAGGAACAUCAGUCUCAGGCUGAGGAACAUCAGUCUCAGGCUGAGGAACGUCGGUCUCAGGCUGAGGAACAUCAGUCUCAGGCUGAGGAACAUCGGUCUCAAAAUGAAGAACGUCGGUCUCAGGCUGAGGAACGUCGGUCUCAGGCUGAGGAACGUCGGUGUAAAGCUGAGGAUCGUCGGUCUAAAGCUGAGGAACAUCAGUCUCAGGCUGAGGAACGUCGGUCUCAGGCUGAGGAACAUCAGUCUCAGGCUGAGGAACAUCAGUCUCAGGCUGAGGAACGUCGGUCUCAGGCCGAGGAUCGUCGGUCUCAGGCUGAGGAACGUCUGUCUCAAAAUGAAGAACGUCGGUCUCAGUCCGAGGAUCGUCGGUCUCAGGCUGAAGAACGUCGGUGUAAAGCCGAGGAACGUCGGUCUCAGGCUGAGGAACGUCGGUCUAAAGCUGAGGAACAUCAGUCUCAGGCUGAGGAACGUCGGUCUCAGGCUGAAGAACGUCGGUCUCAAAAUGAAGAACCUCGGUCUGAGGCUAAGGAACGUCUUUCUGAGGCUGAGGAACGUCUGUCUGAAGCUCAGGAACCCUGCUCUGGAAGCUGCUUGUCUGGUGUUGCUUAAACUUCAUUAA
Messenger RNA from Girardinichthys multiradiatus, 7194 nucleotides. RefSeq names its product trichohyalin-like. NCBI's taxonomy places the organism in Eukaryota, Metazoa, Chordata, Actinopteri, Cyprinodontiformes, Goodeidae. The transcript has a single exon. Bases 1 to 7194 code for a protein of 2397 amino acids. The record is from RefSeq and is a predicted model, not a curated record.